Molecule: messenger RNA, 2242 nt
Organism: Elaeis guineensis (African oil palm)
Lineage: Eukaryota; Viridiplantae; Streptophyta; Magnoliopsida; Arecales; Arecaceae
Source: RefSeq, a predicted model, not a curated record
ACUGAUUGGAUGGCCUUGAUCAAGGUUGGGAUACGAUCACGAAGACAAAGAUUUAUCCUGGGCGUAGCUCUCGGUGCCUGCGAGGAUAUCUCCGAAGAGACGCGAGGGAGCUCUCGUUCCUUUCCUUUCGGAAGCGAAGAAGAAAGAAACCGCAACCUUGAUCUCGAAUUCACCCCUACCGCACUAAAACUCGAUACCGAGGAUGACAUAACUAUUGGCAGCAUUUUAGCGGAAGCAAAUCAGAAAAAUGAAAGAAAUCUUGGAAAGCGCCUAUCUCAUUUGGACUCCAUUCCGCACACACCUCGAGUUAAUGGUGAAAUUCCUGAUGUUGAUAAUGCAACCUUAGAUCAUGAACGGCUACUAGAAAGACUGACUACAUAUGGUUUAGCUGAAUUGCAAGUUGAAGGAGAUGGCAAUUGCCAGUUUCGAGCUUUAGCUGAUCAGCUUUUUCGCAAUCCUGACUAUCACAAACAUGUCAGACAGGCAGUUGUAAAGCAGCUUAAACAUUAUAGGAAAAAUUAUGAAGGCUAUGUCCCAAUGAACUAUAGAACAUACUUGAGGAAUAUGAAAAGAUCUGGGGAAUGGGGAGAUCACCUGACUUUACAGGCAGCUGCAGACCGGUUUUGUGCCAAAAUUUGUCUGGUUACAUCAUUUAGAGAUACUUGCCUCAUUGAAAUCGUUCCCAAAGACCAAAAUCCUACAAGAGAGUACUGCAAAGAAGAAAAGCUUCAGCUUACUAGGGGUGCAAGAAAUUCUACAAUUCUUAUAUCUCGGUUUUGGUCAAACUAGUUUGGUUCUAUGGAAGUAAUUUUCAAUCUUAAUUUAUGUUUUGUAAAUCAUUAGGAGAAAAUAUUUUUGUCAGUGUAUUAAGAAAGAUCAAAGUUGCAUAUUAGCUUAUCUGUAUUACCUCCUGUUAUGUCUUAGUACUUUGUAAAUAUAAUAUUUAUGGUAUUAGAUUUUUCAGUGACAUUACAAAUUUGUUAUAUGCACAUGUUAGGAAUGUAAGUUUGAGCACUGGAAAUAUUGCAACACUGCAAUCACUAAAAGGGAGUGGGGUUGUGGGGUUUGUGGAGUUGAUAUAAUUCGAGUAGAUAUAACUGCAAUAGAUGAUAGCCAGCCAUAGCAUGUUUAUAUAUAUAUAUAGAUAUGUAUGUAUGUAUACACACACACACACACACAUGCACGCACACACACAUACAUACCAUACUAUACAACUGUGAAAUACAAUGCACAACAUCUUCAAGAUGCCUUUUUUCAAACUCAUGACUGCUCAGAUCAGACGGGGUACAUUUAUUUCUAGCAUAAAGCAUGUCAGUACAUUUACAAUGCUACGGUACUAUACAACUGUGAAAUACAAUGUACAACAUCUUCAACUUGCCUUUUUUCAAACUCAUGACUGUUCAGAUCAGAUGGGGUACAUUUAUUUCUAGCAUAAAGCAAAACUGGAUGGUCAUACGAGUCCUGAUCUGUCAUAUGGUUGUUAACAGAACCUCCAAGCUAUUCAAUUAGACUUGCAAGCAUUCAUAUCAAUGAGCACAGAUAAUGCAGAUGCCCAUAGAAGCUUCUAUAAGAAUAAAGGAGGAAGAAUUAAAGGAGAGAUUUUUGGAGGAGAAAUUGCAUGAAAUUGCUAAGAUAAAUUAAUUAUCUUAAUAAUCAAAUAACAAAAGCUAUGCUACAACCUUAUGCAAGCUGUCUAAAUACACUCUCGGUAAUAUGAACCCUAGACAGCUUUUCAACUAGACUCUUCCAUCUAACUGAAGGACCGCUAAUAUGACUAAAUUCUACGAAUCAAAAGAAAUUUGUCACUUAAUUACCACUUAAUCUUUUGGAGUUUGGUCACUUCUGAUCCAGAAAAUCUUAUAAUUUGGCUUGGGAACCAUGAACUAUCAUUUGUAAAUCUCAAAGAGACCAUUCCAGUGAGUCCUAGAUCGCUGAAACCCAAUAUAUGUGCAAAAAGUUAUUCCUUCCAGAAGCUGCUGGUUUCAUGUGGACACUGUAGGCUUCUUCUUUUCAAUCUAAUAGAUCUCCAGAUCUGUCCUACAUCACAUAUGCAAGGCUUUACAUGUUUAUUCCAUAAAUUUUCUUUGGUGAAUGGACUGUAUAUUUUUUGGUGGACUGACCUAUAAUGCACAUUUGUCUAUUCCCUCUAAAUUAUAACUUUUUGUGGUGAAAAGACAGCAAAUCUUAUUUUAUUCUUAGAUGAUUCUAGCUUUCAUGCUAUAUGAUGCUUAUUUUUGGUUGC